AUGGCUGCAGAGGAUGAGGCCCCGUCGGCGGCCAUGGGCAAGGCGGAGAAGGCCCCCGUCAAGGUGAGCGAGGAGCGGUAUGGCGACCGGAUCCCGCACGAUAUGCUCGAGACGCUGGCUCCGAACGGCGAGGGCGACUUCAUCCUGGCCAAGAUCAACGCCAUGUCCGAGGAGGAGGCGCUGGCCAUUGUGCAGGAGUCGCUGCAGUUCCACUCGGACGACUGGAACUUCCCGUCGGACAUGCGGGAGCGGAUGCGGCGGCUGCUGCUGGGGCCCAAGACGUACGGCGAGCACUACGAGCGCGACCUGCGCAUCGACGCCGUCGUGAUGCGGUGGUCGUCGCCGUACCCCGGGGUCCGGGCCGUGGCGAGCCCCGUCGACGACGCCGACGGCCCGACGGAGACGGCCCGGGCGUACCUGCUCGGCAUCGGCUGGGCCGUCAUCGGGACCUUUAUGUCCACCUUUUUCAACAGCCGCUUCCCGGCCAUCGGCCUCAACGGGUCCGUCAUCCAGAUCCUGCUGUUCCCAUGCGCCAAGACGCUCGAGCGCGUGCUGCCCGACUGGGGCGUCAGCGUCGGCGGCACGCGCCACUCGCUCAACCCGGGCCCGUGGACGUUCAAGGAGCAGAUGUUUGCCACCAUCACGUACAACAUCGCCAUCUACACGACCAACAGCUACGGCAUGAUCCUGGUGCAAAAGUCGCCCGUCUACUACGGGCUCGGCUUCGUCACCUUUGGCUACCAGCUGAUGCUGACGCUCUUCGUGCAGCUCAUGGGCAUGGGCUUCGCCGGCUACCUGCGCCGCUUCAGCGUCUACCCGGUCAAGGCGCUGUGGCCGACCAUCCUGCCGACCAUUGCCAUGAACCGCGCGCUGACCAAGCCGGAGCGCCGCGAGAGCAUCAACGGCUGGACCGCGUCGCGCUACCGCUUCUUCUUCGUCGCCGCCGGCUCCAUGUUCGUCUACUACUGGCUGCCGGGCUUCCUCUUCACCGCGCUGUCGCAGUUCAACUGGAUGACGUGGAUCGACCCGCGCAGCCUCCCGCUGGCCAUCCUGACGGGCUCCGGGCUCGGCCUCGGCCUGCUCAACCCCGUCACCACGUUUGACUGGAAUGUGGCCACGUCGUCGUACGCGGCGCUGGCCCAGCCCUUCUUCAGCACCCUGACCAUGUACUGCGGCAGCGUCCUCGGCGGCUUCAUCAUCCUCGCCAUCUACUACGGCAACCAGUACAACACGGCCUACCUGCCCAUCAACUCGUCGGCCGCCUACGCAAACGACGGCAAGCCCUACGUGGUGCAGCGCGUCGUCACCGCCAACCGCCUCGACCGCGCCCGCUACCAGGCCUACUCGCCGCCCUUUUACACGGCCGGCUACGUGCUCACCGUCGGGGCCAACUUUGCCUUCUACCCCGUCUACUUCCUCUACAUCAUGGUCAACCAGUGGCGCACCAUGUCCAAGGCCUACGCCGACUUCUACCGCGGCCUGCGCCACGGCAAGGGCAACUACGAGGGCGCCAUGGACGUCCACAGCCGCCUCAUGGCGCGCUACCGCGAGGUGCCCGACUGGUGGUUCCUCGCCAUCCUGGCCGGCGCCGUCGUCGUCUCCGUCGUCUUCGUCCGCGUCUAUCCCGUCGACACGCCCGUCUGGCUCGUCUUCCUGCUGCUCGGCAUCAACGCCGUCUUCGCCGUGCCGCUGUCCUUUCUCUCGGCCACGACGGGCACCAACCUCGGCCUCGGCUCGCUCGUCCAGAUCAUGACGGGCUACCUGCUGCCCGACAACCCCAACGCCUUCCUGUUUGCCCAGACGCUGGGCUCGUGGGCGCUGGCCGGCUACGGCGACAACUACGUCCAGGACCAGAAGAUGGCCCACUACUGCAAGAUUGCGCCGCGCGCCGUCUUCCGCAGCCAGAUUGGCACCAUCGUCAUCACCUGCUUCGUCGCCGUCGCCACGCAGAACUUCAUCCUCGACCACGUCGAGGGCCUGUGCACCCCCGACCAGCCCAGCCGCUUCACCUGCGCCGGCGACGGAGCGCCGCUCUACGCCAGCUCCCUCAUGUGGGGGGUGCUGGGGUCGGACCGCAUGUUCGGCUCGCUCUACCCGCUCUUCAAGUGGUGCUUCCUCAUGGGCGCCGCCAUUGCCGUCGUCUUCCUGCUCGGCCAGGGCCUGGGGCCGCGAACCCUCUUUCGCCUCGUGGGCUCGCUGCUGUGGCUCAACCCGGUGCUGGUCAUCCAGGGCAUCCAGCACUGGGCGCCGUCGAACCUGGCGUACAAGACGCCCGGCAUGCUGCUCUCCUUUGUCUUCAUGUACUGGCUCCCGCGCCGGCGGCUGGCCUGGUGGACAAAGUACAACUACACCCUCUCGGCCGCCUUGACGGCCGGCCUGGCCGUCAGCGCCCUCGUCAUGUUCUUCGCCGUCGGCUACCACCCGGUCCGGCUGGACUGGUGGGGGAACCGGGUAAGCACCGCCGGGGUUGACGGAUCUGCCGUCGGCCUCUACCCAAUCCCUGAGCGAGGGUACUUUGGCCCAGAAAGGGGCACAUUUCCGUAG
Hirsutella rhossiliensis is the source of this 2544-nucleotide messenger RNA. Its product is annotated as OPT oligopeptide transporter protein. The record is from RefSeq and is a predicted model, not a curated record. NCBI's taxonomy places the organism in Eukaryota, Fungi, Ascomycota, Sordariomycetes, Hypocreales, Ophiocordycipitaceae. Gene Ontology annotation, molecular function: oligopeptide transmembrane transporter activity. Bases 1 to 2544 code for a protein of 847 amino acids. The transcript has 3 exons. Gene Ontology annotation, biological process: transmembrane transport.